AUGAGAAAUUCCCACGGAUCAAACGGGGUGUUCAACCCUGGUUAUAGCCGAGACUCUGGUGAAAAUACCGAUCCCGGCGUACGCAAACCAAGGCCAAAACUGUCACAGGUGAUUGUAACGAGACCGCACUACCAACAGGAAGACCUCAACAAUGCGUUCAACUAUUUCAAACCUAAAUCGAACUUCUAUCAAGAUGCUCUCGAAAGCAUGCGAGAAGUGGAUACAAAGUCCUGUAUUACUAGUCUGUUUCCCAUUUUUCAAUGGCUCCCGGAGUACCAAUUUCCCACCGACCUUUUGGGUGACAUCAUUAGUGGCAUUACGGUAGGUGUUAUGCAUAUACCGCAGGGCAUGGGAUAUGCACUACUGGCCAACAUGCCACCGAUAACGGGAAUCUACACGGCGUUCUUUCCAGUGUUUAUUUACUUCCUGUUUGGCACAUCACGGCACAAUUCUAUGGGCACACUAGCGGUCGUCUCAAUCAUGACUGGUAAAGUGGUGUACAACCAUUCCGGAGCCGGAUCGAACUAUACCAAUCUGGAAGUUGGCACUGCACUUUGCUUUAUGGUCGGCAUAAUACAGCUUGUCAUGUGCCUGUUGCGAAUGGGCGCCGCAUCGUUCCUGCUUUCAGAGGCGCUCGUUUCAGGGUUCACUACUGGUGCGGCCGUUUAUGUUUUUACUUCGCAGAUGAAGGACAUUCUUGGCGUUACCUUACCGCCAUUGGGCAGCAGAUUUGAAAUUGUUAAUACAUAUUAUGAACUUGGAAAAAGAAUUCCCGACACAAACUUGGUUUGCCUCGGAAUUGCAGCAGUGGCAAUUAUCAUAUUGUUGAUAAAUAAUGAAAUCAUCAAGCCACGGCUAGCGAAACUGUGCAUUAUACCAAUACCGAUUCAACUGAUACUCGUUGUCAGUGGUACCUUUUUAUCAAUACAGUACAAUUUAAAGGAUAGCCUAAAAGUUGUUGGAACCAUACCACAGGGGUUGCCCGCUCCGCAAAUGCCCAACGUUGACAUAUUUUCUGAAAUAUUUGUAGAAAGCAUCACCGUGGCCGUGGUUGGGUACACCAUCUCGGUUUCUCUUGGCAUAAUUUUUGCCAAGAAAGAAAACUACGAAAUCGGCUUUAACCAAGAGCUCUUGGCACUCGGGGCUGGAAACCUUUUCGGAUCAUUCUUUUCAUGUUUCCCGUUUGCCGCUUCUCUGUCACGUGCCGCGAUUCAGUAUCUAGCUGGUGGAAAAACACAAAUUACGGGACUGGUGUCGUGCAGUCUGCUGGCGGUUGUCCUACUGUUCGUUGCAUCAUUUUUCGAACCACUACCCCGAUGCAUCCUUGCUAGUAUUAUCGCCGUUUCGGUGCAAGGGUUACUGAUGCAAGUAAAGGAUUUGCCACAGUUCUGGCGGCAGGGAUUUUUCGACGGCGUCACCUGGGUGCUGACUUUUGUAUCCGUCGUGUUCAUCUCAAUCGAUGUUGGAUUGAUCGUUGGAUUCUCGCUUAGUGUUUCGACCAUCUUCUUCCGUGCGCUUAAGCCCUAUAUGUGCAAAAUGGGAAAUGUUCCAAACUCGGACGUCUAUUUGGAUAUCACCCGCUAUGAAGGGCUUAUCGAGUUCCGUGGCAUCAAAAUAAUUCACUACAGCGGUGGACUACACUUUGCCUCACGCGCCACCUUUAAAAAUACUAUCUGCCAGUUCCUGGACAUCAACCUAACGGAAGAAAUCAAGCGCCAUAAGGCAGCUGAGUUUGUUGAGGCAGAGGAUGCGGUAAAGUUUUUAGUACUGGACUUCACGGCCCUCAGCUACAUUGAUCCAUCUGCGAUCUCGACGUUCAAAUCGUUCGUAAAGGAGUUGGAAUCGAUUAACAUACAGACACUUCUGGCCGGAUGUUCACCGCUGGUAUUUGAGAAAAUGAAGAAGUGUAAUUUCAUUGGCGGUGAAGAAAACUACGUUCGCACUUAUCCGACCAUUCACGACGCGGUCCACUAUGCACAGAAGCAACUGCGACUGCGCACAGGAGGCGCAGUUGAGACGAUUCAAGAAGUACGAUUGUAAUGAAUAUGUUUAUACCGAAAACUCGCUAGGGGAAUUAUAUUUUUGGCUGCUCCAGUGAAUAAAUGCAAUCUAACCUAUGA
Molecule: messenger RNA, 2120 nt
Organism: Anopheles coustani
Lineage: Eukaryota; Metazoa; Arthropoda; Insecta; Diptera; Culicidae
Product: pendrin-like
Exons: 7
Coding region: 1-2040 (679 amino acids)
Biological process (GO): transmembrane transport
Cellular component (GO): membrane
Molecular function (GO): bicarbonate transmembrane transporter activity; chloride transmembrane transporter activity; sulfate transmembrane transporter activity
Source: RefSeq, a predicted model, not a curated record